UGUGUGAGUGUGUGUGUGUGUGUGUGUGUGUGUGGAUAUGGACUGCCUCUGCAUUGUCACCACCAAGAAGUAUCGUUACCAAGAUGAUGAGACUCCGCCUGCCGACCCCAGCCCCAGUCACAUGACCCACGGACGCAGCAUAGAGCUGAGCCACGCACACCUGGACGGAUACACACACCCUGCCGCACUCACCAUGAAUGGAUCAGAAGGAGAACUGGAGUACGAGGAGAUCACUCUGGAGAGGGGGAACUCUGGUCUGGGCUUCAGCAUUGCAGGAGGAACCGACAAUCCUCACAUCGGAGACGAUCCGUCCAUUUUCAUCACCAAGAUCAUUCCUGGAGGAGCUGCCGCCCAGGAUGGACGGCUCAGGGUGAACGACAGCAUCGUGUUCGUGAACGACGUGGACGUGCGUGAGGUCACUCACUCCAUCGCGGUGGAGGCGCUGAAGGAGGCGGGGCCUGUCGUCAGGCUCUACGUCCUGCGGCGACGCCCACCGAGCGAACGCAUCACACAAAUCAAACUGAUGAAAGGGCCUAAAGGUCUGGGAUUCAGUAUAGCGGGUGGUGUGGGUAACCAACACGUUCCAGGGGACAACAGCAUCUACGUGACGAAGAUCAUCGAGGGCGGAGCGGCACACCGCGAUGGACGUCUCCAGAUCGGUGACAAAAUACUGGCAGUGAACCACGUGUCCCUGGAGGACGUCCUGCAUGAGGAUGCCGUGGUGGCCCUGAAGAACACGGGGGAGGUGGUCUACCUGAAGGUUGCCACGCCCACCUCACAGUACAUCCACCCAGCCGAUCGAUACAGCCCCCCCGACCUGACCAGCUCCUACAUGGAGCCGGACUACAUGUGUGAUUACCCACAAGUCCUCCCUCCUCCGUCACCCCGACGGUAUUCGCCAAUACCCCGAGGCAUGAUGGGAGAGGACGAUUAUUCUCGGGAGCCCCGCCGGGUCUGCGUCCAGCGGGGGUCCACAGGUCUGGGCUUCAACAUCGUGGGGGGAGAGGACGGAGAAGGGAUCUUCAUCUCCUUCAUCCUGGCAGGAGGACCAGCAGACCUGAGCGGAGAGCUCCGGAAGGGAGACCAGAUCCUCAGUGUAAAUGGGGUGGACCUCAGGUAUGCUACCCAUGAACAGGCAGCAGCAGCCCUAAAGAACGCCGGACAGACCGUCACCAUCGUGGCCCAGUACAGACCUGAAGAGUACAGUCGCUUCGAAGCAAAGAUCCACGACCUGAGGGAGCAGAUGAUGAACAGCUCGUCCGGGAGUCUGAGAGCCAACCGCAGCUUCUACCUCAGGGCGCUGUUCGACUACGACAAGCAGUGGGACUGUGGCGUCCUAUCACAAGCUCUGGACUUUACCUUCGGGGAGGUUCUCCAUGUGACGGACAGCGCCGAUGACGAGUGGUGGCAGGCCAGACGGGUGAACCAGCAGGGGGAGCUGGAGGAGCUGGGCUACAUCCCCUCCAAGCACAGAGUGGAGAGGAAGGAGUGGUCACGUAUGAAGAGUAAAGGAAGAGAAGGAUUCGUUCACAGCUACGAGCUCAUCACUCAGAUUGAAGUGGACUAUGCUCGUCCCGUCAUUAUCCUCGGCCCGACCAAAGACCGGGUCAACGACGACCUGCUCUCCGAGUUCCCGGACAAGUUUGGCUCCUGCGUCCCUCACACGACUCGGCCUCGGAGGGACUACGAGGCCGAUGGGCGGGACUACCACUUUGUGUCGUCCCGGGAGCAGAUGGAGCGGGACAUCCAAUCCCACCGCUUCAUCGAGGCGGGGCAGUACAACAACCACCUGUACGGCACGUCGGUGCAGAGCGUCCGACAGGUGGCCGAGCAGGGGAAACACUGCAUCCUGGAUGUGUCGGCCAACGCAGUGAGGAGGCUGCAGGCCGCUCAGCUGCAACCCAUUGCCAUCUUCAUCCGACCUCGGUCCCUGGAGAACAUCCUGGAUCUGAACAAGCGUCUGUCGGAGGAUCAGGCGAGGAAAGCUCUGGAUCGAGCCAUCAAACUGGAACAAGACUUUCUCGAGUGUUUCACGGCCAUCGUGCACGGCGACAGCUUCGAGGAGGUCUACCACCUGGUCAAAGCAGUCAUUGAGGAGCAGAGCGGUCCGUACAUCUGGGUUCCAGCUCGUGACAGACUCUGA
Cyclopterus lumpus (lumpfish) is the source of this 2143-nucleotide messenger RNA. RefSeq names its product discs, large homolog 4b (Drosophila) (gene dlg4b). The transcript has 18 exons. Bases 38 to 2143 code for a protein of 701 amino acids. Lineage: Eukaryota; Metazoa; Chordata; Actinopteri; Perciformes; Cyclopteridae. Gene Ontology annotation, cellular component: neuron projection; neuromuscular junction; postsynaptic density membrane. Gene Ontology annotation, biological process: chemical synaptic transmission; AMPA glutamate receptor clustering; postsynaptic neurotransmitter receptor diffusion trapping. Gene Ontology annotation, molecular function: kinase binding. The record is from RefSeq and is a predicted model, not a curated record.